AUGGCGAAUUCCUGUCAAAAGCCACAUGCAAUCGUGAUUGCACUUCCACUUCAAGGUCAUAUUACCCCGACUGUGAAUCUUGCUGUGAGCCUUGCUUCAAAGGGUUGUACCAUCACUUUUGUCCAUACAGAAUUCACCCAUCAAAUGCUGUCCAAAUCCCAACACUCCAGUAGUGAAGUUGAUUUGUUCCCUGAAGCAAGUGAAUCGGGUCUUGAUAUACGUUACACAACAAUUUUUGAUGGUUUUCCUGUGGAAUUCGAUAGAUUUCAGCACUCGGAUAAGUAUUGGGAGUGCAUGAUUAGAGAUUUUCCAGCUCAUAUUGACGAAUUUGUUGGAAAAAUAAUCCGGUCUGAUCCACAGUCGGCUUAUUUUCUAAUUGCUGAUACUUACUAUACUUGGCCUGCAACAAUUGCCAGGAAAUAUAACCUGGUGAAUGUAUCAUUCUGGACAGAGCCAGCAUUAGUUUUUUCUAUAGGUUAUCACUUGGACCUCCUCAGAGAAAAUGGUCAUUUUCCUUGUAAAGACAACGUUGAGGAAAAUAUAAAUUACAUACCCGGAGUUUCUUCAAUGAAUACAAGGGACUUGAUGUCAUUCCUUAAAGAAUCUGAGAUAGAAACGAUUAUACAGAAGAUUGUGAUCAAGACAUUUGAUGACGAAGUGAAGAAAGCAGAUUUUGUCCUGCUAAACACUAUUCAAGAACUAGAAUUUGAGGCAAUAUCAGCUCUACACCAAAAGCUGCCAACUUAUGCAAUUGGCCCUGUAAAUUUUUCGACUGACUCCACCAAACCAGUCAUUUCUCAAAAUUUAUGGCCUCAAACGGACACUAAAGCAUGGCUCGACUCAAACCCUCCCAGUUCGGUUUUGUACUUGUCGUUCGGAAGCCUUGUUCAGACUAGUAAGCAGAUAAUUCAAGAAAUAGCUCAUGGACUUCUCCUUAGCAAAGUUAGUUUUAUUUGGGUGGUUAGAAGGGAUAUUGUGAGCUUUGAAGAUACUGAUGUUUUGCCAGUUGGAUUCAUGGACAAAAUCAGAGAUCAAGGGUUGGUCGUUCAAUGGUGCAAUCAAAAUAUGGUGCUUUCACAUCCGUCCAUUAGAGGGUUUUUGACGCAUUGUGGAUGGAAUUCUGUAUUGGAAAGCAUAUGGUGUGGUGUACCUAUGAUUUGUUAUCCUUUACGAAGUGAUCAACCUACUAAUAGGAAAUUAGUGGUUGACGAUUGGAAGAUUGGAAUUAAUCUUUGUGACAGAGAAUCAGUUACCAAGGAAGAAGUUGAAGAGAAGAUUGACAACUUGAUGAGUGACACAGUUUGGGAUGGAUUAAUGAUGGAGAUCAAGAAAGUAAGAACCAUACUGCAGAAUGCUUUGGCAAUAGAUGGAUCAUCAGAGAAAAAUAUUGAUCAAUUCAUUAAAGAUUUGAAGGAAAAAAUUCAUGAUAAAAGGCAGGAUAUAUCAACAUGCUAG
Fraxinus pennsylvanica is the source of this 1455-nucleotide messenger RNA. The record is from the annotation of a GenBank genome assembly. Lineage: Eukaryota; Viridiplantae; Streptophyta; Magnoliopsida; Lamiales; Oleaceae.